Ictalurus furcatus (blue catfish) is the source of this 3847-nucleotide messenger RNA. RefSeq names its product DET1 partner of COP1 E3 ubiquitin ligase (gene det1). The record is from RefSeq and is a predicted model, not a curated record. Gene Ontology annotation, biological process: protein ubiquitination; positive regulation of proteasomal ubiquitin-dependent protein catabolic process. NCBI's taxonomy places the organism in Eukaryota, Metazoa, Chordata, Actinopteri, Siluriformes, Ictaluridae. The transcript is spliced from 6 exons. Bases 814 to 2469 code for a protein of 551 amino acids. Gene Ontology annotation, cellular component: cullin-RING ubiquitin ligase complex; nucleus. Gene Ontology annotation, molecular function: ubiquitin-like ligase-substrate adaptor activity; ubiquitin protein ligase binding.
UCUCACAAAGUGCUUUUUGUUCAGUAGCAACCGAUUUAUUUCUACAUUUCUGAGUUUCAGCAGAGAAGAGUGAUGUAGCCAAAUCAGAGAUGGGGAUUAUUCAGAGAGGGGGCCGUGACUAUUAUUAACGAGAUGCUACUGUAGAGCAAGACACGACCCCAGAGCAAGGGACAUAUACGCUCUAGAGAGCGUUUAAUUGGACAAACAAAAGUGUCAAAUUAUGAGAUUAAAACUUGAAUAUCUACAAAACUAUUUAUUUAUUUAUUUUUGUAUCUAGGUAUCACUAUGAAAUCACUAUCAUAAACUUGAAUAAGAAUGCUUAAUUAUCCAAUGAACCCUUAAUGAACCAAUUAUUUUUUCUAAUAAUAGCGUAUUUUGUUAACAAUAUGCGCAUAUUUUAAUAACAUUUAUGCUCUUGUGAGUGCAGUCAUAUAUGAAGUGACGAAUGAGCAGUGCUUUUGUACAAUGAUGAAUCUUUACGACAUUCAAAGUGCGAUGCUCCUCCGUGCCUGCGGGUGGCGCUGCGGAGACAAACAAACAGCCGGAACCCGAACCACAAGAGAGUGCGCAUGCGCGGUGACAACCCGGAAGCGCUGAGCGGUCUCAGCGCUGUAGUAGCACAUUUAUACAGCACUGUGAUUUAUUUUGUUUUUUGUUUUGUUUUGUUUUGUUUUUUUUAUAUAUAAAAAUUCCAAUUAAAAUGUAUUUUGAAUGAAUUUCGAAAGACACACGGGAUAUAAAACGGAAUAAAUAAAGUUGUCUUCCGGCUAAACGCAUGAAUGCACUUCUGUCUGGAGCGCUAGGCGUUCUCCGAUGGCGUCUUCAGAAGACGAGUUCCCGACCCUGAAGCCGCGCCGCAUUCAGAACCAGAACGUCGUGCACAGACUGGAGCUGCGGCGCAUCAGCUCCGGCCGAGCCGGUGCUCAUUGGUACCGUGUUCGCUGUUUCCACCAGAACCUCUUCCCCAACUUCACCGCCGUGAACGUCGAGAAGCCGCCGUGUUUCCUGCGGAAGUUCUCUCCAGACGGCCGCUGCUUUGUCGCGUUCUCGUCGGACCAGACCUCGUUGGAGAUCUACGAGUUCCGGGGCUGCCAGGCGGCCGAAGAUCUGCUCCAGGACCACGACGAGGGCCGAGACGGCGAGGUUCUGAGCGAGAGCGUGCGAGCCCGUCUGUUCUCGCGCUUUUUCUCGCUGCUUCACGUGACCAGCGUGGCAUCCAACGGCGAGCAUCUGAACCGUGAGUGCAGCUUGUUCACGGACGACGGGCGCUACGUGAUCGUGGGCUCGGCGGCGUACCUGCCCGAUGAGCCUCAGCCGCACUUUUUCGAGGUUUAUCGCAACAACGAGGCGGUGACUCCAAACCCGCGCUCGCCGCUCGAGGACUACUCACUCCACAUCGUCGACCUUCACACGGGACGCCUCUGUGACACGCGUGCCUUUAAAUGUGAUAAAAUCAUUCUGUCGCAUAAUCAGGGACUUUACCUGUACAGGAACAUUCUCGCUGUCCUCUCCGUCCAGCAGCAGACCAUCCACGUCUUUCAGGUGACGGCGGAGGGGACGUUCCUGGACGUGCGUACGAUCGGGCGGUUCUGUUACGAGGACGAUCUGUUGACGCUGUCGGCCGUGUACUCGGAGGCGCAGGCGGAGGGGCCGGCCGGGUUCUCGCGCCUCUAUAAGGAGAAGAGCAUCAGCUCCCUGAAGCACCGGCUGCUGGUGUUCCUGUGGAGACGAGCCGAGCGAGACGGCAGCGCCACCGCCAAACGCCGCUUCUUCCAGUUCUUCGACCAGCUGCGGCAGCUGCGCAUGUGGAAGAUGCAGCUGCUGGACGAGAACCACCUGCUGAUCAAAUACACCAGCGAGGACGUGGUGACCCUGCGCGUCACUGACCCCUCACAGCCGUCUUUCUUCGUGGUGUAUAACAUGGUGAGCACGGAGGUGAUAGCGGUGUUUGAGAACACGUCGGAUCAGCUGCUGGAGCUGUUUGAGAAUUUCUGUGAUCUGUUCCGUAACGCUACGCUGCACAGUGAGGCUGUACAGUUCCCCUGCUCGGCCUCCAGCAACAACUACGCCCGGCAGGUGCAGCGCAGGUUUAAGGACACUAUAGUGAAUGCGAAGUACGGCGGUCACACGGAGGCGGUGCGGCGUUUACUCGGUCAGCUGCCCAUCAGCGCUCAGUCGUACAGCAGCAGCCCGUACCUCGACCUCUCACUGUUCAGCUACGACGACAAGUGGGUCUCAGUGAUGGAGCGACCCAAAACCUGUGGAGAUCACCCCAUACGGUUUUAUGCGCGAGACUCUGGCUUGUUGAAGUUUAAAAUCCAGGCUGGUCUUCUGGGUCGGCCGAUAAAUCACGCCGUGCGCCGCCUCGUGGCCUUCACCUUCCACCCGUUCGAACCGUUCGCCAUCUCAGUGCAGCGCACCAACGCCGAGUACGUCGUCAACUUCCACAUGCGCCACAGCAGCUCCUGAAAAAACACGCGCAUCUGGAUCGUGUGUGUGUGUGUGUGUGUGAGAGAGAGAGAGAGAGAGAGUGCGCGCUAAUGUCCACGCUGUACUUUACCGAUCAUAUUCCCAUUUUUUUAUAUUAAAACUGUAUUUAUUGUACAUAUUGGAUUUUUUUAUUUUUUUUUUUAUUAUUAUUAUUACUAUUAUUUUUUACAAAUAUAUGACUUAUUUCACUGAAUGAUAUUUUUAUUGUAAAUAAAAGUUAGUUUGGAUAUAUCACACCGUCCAGAUGUGUUCUCUGCUACAGGAAAGCCGGAAGCGAUGCAGACAGGUGAGUAUUCGUACAACUUUUUUUUUAUUUUUUAAAAAUAUCGUUAUCGUUUCUAUAGCAACGGCUCGUUUGCAGCGGACACGGGUUAAAUAAUAAUCGUUUAUUCCGGAAACGUUUCUGUAAGUAGAAACGUGUUCGUGUAACGUUUACGGAAGGAGUCUCCGUUGUCAGCGCUUUGUAACGGUCAGGGGUGAAGCGGUUAUCUUCAGGACAGAGGGGUUUACACUUCUGCAUGCUUUCUCGGUAACACGACGAGGAAGAGAGAAAGAACGCAGAUAGCAAAGUCUCUCGGUUUAUUCAAAAAGACCAGGGUAAAUAUAUCUGUAUAUCAGACAACAGUUUGAAUUCUUAUUGGUUAGACACAAAUCAUCAGACAGUCAUGUGCCUCAGCAACAGCGUGCUCAUCGCUCAAGGUAAAAACACGGCGGGCCGGCCGUACAUCCCGUACGAAGACACGAGAACGCUAGGAUGUUUUUACAAGAUAAGAGAGAAAGACACAUUCCUGUGAUAUGGGUUGUCGAGGCGGCGAGAAAAAGGUCACAGUGUUCUCACGACAGAGCGAACUCGCAUAAACUCAUGAGCUAAAGUAAGACAGCGUGCCAUGUUAAUAUUUAUCGACGGGACCGACGGGAGCCGUGUACGCUCUGUGGUGAAAGACUGCUUCACUCCUCCAAAGAAUGAGUCCUUCCCUCGUGAAGGAAUAGCAACAUACGCAGAGUUAGUAAAAGGGAUACACACGAGAAUAUACGUGAGAACUAAUAGUGUGAACACCACAACUGGUAGCACGGCGUGUACGAGCCAAGAACCCCAUCCUCCCCAGAAUGUAGAAGACCAUGAAUCAUCUGCUUCAGGAGGAGUAGCUAUGGACUGGUGUAUGAGAUUGGUAAUGCUGGCGUAGUUAAUGCUAGCAUAGUUAAUGCUACCGUUGGUAACGUUAGUGUACUUAAUGCUAGCGUUGGUAAUGCUAGCGUAGUUAAUGCUAGCGUAGUUAAUGCUAGUGUUGGUAAUGCUAGCCUAGAUAAUGCUAGCGUACUUAAUGCUAGCGUUGGUAACAUUAGUGUAGUUAAUGCU